AUGGUGAAAACACGCCAGCUCGAGAAGAGCGAGGACGGCAGGUUCUGGAUGGCGGGCGCGACGGCCAUCGUGCGAAUAACAGUGGCGAACGGCUGCGGCCACGAAGAUGUCGGCAACUCGCACAUGAAGGACAGGGACAAGGGAGAGGUCCUCAGCAGGGUGAAGAAGGCCGCGGUCACCGACGCGAAGAAGAGAGCGCUCAGGCUCUUUGGCACCCAGCUGGGCUCGCAAAUGACGGACAAAGAGGGCUUGAAGGAAACCGAGAUCACCCACAAACAGAACCAGAGAGAGCUCAAGGCCAACCAGCAGCGGGAGGCCAGAAUGCGCAAGGAGCAGAUGCAGCAGCAGCAGCAGCAGCAGCAGCAGCAGCAGUCUCAUAACGACCAGACUGGGGGGUCACCGCGUUCGGGCGUUUACCCCGCCGGGCGGCCCCCACCCCAACAGCAGCAACAGCAGCAGCAGGAGCAGCUGCAGCAACAGCAGAGAUCGCAUAUCCCGAACGGCCGGCCACACACACCGCAGCCAGGACAGCAGCGCUGCCCCCCUCUCGCUGGAAGCGGUGGCGGUGGCGGCGGCGGUGGUGCCCCACCCCCCCGAGCCAACAUUCCUCAACACUCGCCCCGAGUAGCUUCUGGCAACAGCAGCGGUGACGGUGGCGGUGGCGGUAGCGCUUGCGGUUGCGGUGGCGCCUCAAGCCCCCGCGUGGUUCCGCAGCAGAUACCUCCGGUGCCGUCGGGCGGAGGAGGUCCCCCGAUGACAGCCCCGGGGGCGGCGGCGGCAGUAGCGGGGCGAGGGCCGCUGGGCGAGUCUUCCCCGAACAAUGCGGCCGCCUUUCGAAACAGUGCCGGCGGCAGCGGCAGCGGUAGCGGCAGCAGCGCGGGCACCGCGGGGCACCGCCGAUUCGUGGACCCCGUGGUGGACCCAGGACGGGGAAACGGUGGAGGUGGGGGCGCGCCGGCGAUGCCAUCGCUUCCCGGCAGCCCCGCGUGUGACUGCGCGGUCGGGGACAGGGGUGGUGAUGGAGGCACCAGCAGGCCUCCCGGGGAGCCACCGACAACAACAGCAGCGAGAGGAGAAGGAGGAGGAGGGGAUGACGGCGGAUGCGGAGGCGAGGGGGACGAAUACGACAUGUCGCAGGCGGACUUCGGUUCGGCGUUCAUGGAGAUCGACUCCUUGAUCCAGCAACACAACACGUCCUCCCUAUCCGGGGGCAGCGCAGACGACACCCUCGCGGCGGGGGCAGGGGCAGCGGCUAGUGGGGGCGGUGCUGAUGUUGGCGUUGCGGGUGGUGGUCUGGCGAUGGCGAUACCGAUGCAGCAACGGCAGGGCCAAAACAACAACUUGAAACGAUUACGAACCUAGGCGAGGCGAAUGAAUGUACAGGGGUGUUCUGGAUGGGUGGUUGGAUGGGUGGGUAUCAUGGCAAGGUCGAACUACACGCUUACCAGAAAGUUGGAUGAUCUCAUAUUCUGGUUGAUUGGGGGGGGAGUGACGUUGAAGAUGAAAGGCGAGUUGUAAAAUGGAUUCUUAUUGUCGUGGAUAUGUUGUGUUGUGUGCGUGGUUUUACGCCGUUCCUAUCAGAGUGAAUGUGCUGGAGUGGUGCGUGUGGUGCGGUGAGUCUACAUGGCGGUCGCUAGUCUCAAAUACAACAGGGUUAUCGACCAAAACCACUCGCGGUGCUGCCUCCCUUGCUUUCUGAGUGGUGCUAUCUUGGAGAUAUCAUGUGUUUACCCUAAAGCGGAAGCCGCAGUAGUCCGGCAGACACAGAAGCAGGGGGAUAGGCGCAGCGAUCGGUGAAUUGACACAAUCAUUCGUGUCAUGUCGGCGACAAUCUACCGGGACGUGGCGGCCGACCUUGCAAAGCGUGACGAGAGGCAGGGCGGAAAAAUCGGUGAUGAACACGCGAUGUAUUCAGUCGGACGGGCGCGUAGCAGCCAGCCGGAUGCAGCAGCAUCUAUUGCAGCAAUAUCGCUGUGCAGAAUGACGUCGCCACUGAGGAAGCGGUGAUUUCGUUUGACGAGACGGGCUGUGCGGUAGUAAUCUAGCACUAGAUUCCUGAAGGGGCCACUGACACACUGAUCGUACCAAGUCUGGCGGCGGAGGGCGGGCAAGGUACAUGGCACUUGGUGUGCCUGCCCGAGGGGUGACUAGGCGGCGGCUUGCCGGAGUUGAUGGAUGUGCAAGCUUUUUGUCGUGCGUGGUGGGCAGUGCCCCCCGUCCUCUUGUGUUCUACCCGAUGUAGGGUCGGUCGUAAGAUGGAUGGCAGGCGAUGACAUAGCACAACAUGGCAUGGCAAGAAGGAACAAAAAGCUGGCAUGAAUAGUGCUGCUAUUACCGCUUCGGAUUUAUAGCUUGCUGAGUUAUUCUCCCUGGAAGAGCAGCGCUUCCAUUCGCGUCUGGUUCCGGGUUGUUAGCCUUGAGCGAUAACUCUUUACUGUUUGAGUUCUUUCGAAGACUCCUGCUGUGUAGACCAAGUGAAACAGCUUGAAAGCUGAUGAUAGACCACAGGUCUUGAGAAUUCGUGUUUCUUGCUUGGAGGGGUGAUUGGGCGGUCUGCUACGGAGUUACAGUCUUAGUUGCUACGGCCUAUUAGGGGAAACGGCCAGCGUGUUGCAGCCGCUAUGAAUUUCCACGCGAGCGCGCGCGUUGCGAGGGUGGCGUAUUGCGCGUGAAAGCAUAUGCGUCGCUGCUUUUUUGACACAUCACUACACACUGCACAUGUGCUUGCGUAGGACGAUCGUUUGGAAACUCGACUACCUACAAAGUAGAGUGCCUGCAUUUCACCAUCAUGGCAAUUGCGUUGGACCCUUGCCUGUAUUGUUGUGUCGUGAUUGAACCUCCAUGUGAUGCCAGGUCCAUUUGUACUUGUACUGCUGCAAUACUUUAGUGUUCUGUGGGAGUUGGUGCCAGACAUUGAUGGAGGGGUGAAGGAGGGGGCGAUGGGUGGAGGCCGCGUGAUUGGUUGACGCAGUCUGGAAGCAUCGCGGGCGGGUGGUGAGUGAU
Messenger RNA from Ectocarpus sp. CCAP 1310/34, 3003 nucleotides. The record is from the annotation of a GenBank genome assembly. NCBI's taxonomy places the organism in Eukaryota, Phaeophyceae, Ectocarpales, Ectocarpaceae.